This is a messenger RNA of Aspergillus pseudonomiae, 951 nucleotides long. RefSeq lists its product as uncharacterized. The coding region runs from base 130 to 390 and encodes 86 amino acids. NCBI's taxonomy places the organism in Eukaryota, Fungi, Ascomycota, Eurotiomycetes, Eurotiales, Aspergillaceae. The record is from RefSeq and is a predicted model, not a curated record. The transcript has 2 exons.
AAAAAAAAAAAAAAAAAAAAAAAUUUCGAUCUCACAUGGCCACACCGUCCACCGAACAACAAUGCAACCAAAACGAUAUCUCACACAAAAAGACUCAGAUACGCUCAGAUUGCCGACAUCCGACCUAAAAUGCGACCCAAAGGCGAAAUCCCAGCUUCUUGGACGAAGAAUGCACCUAAUUCGCACCGUUCCAUUCGAUCCAGUUUUCUAGAAAACGUCGAGAACGGGCAUCGAAAGCGGUCGGGCGAGUCACGGAUGGAGCCACACCCCCAUCAGAGCUGCGGCGACCCCAAUCCGGUGGCGAUUAUUUCCACUUCGCUCGCCCGUUUAUGUCGACAGCCUCACUGUUGGUUGGCUGGGAUCCGUUGCGGGAUAAUAUCCAUGGCAUGAGGCAUUUACGUAGUUCGUUCGAAGAUACAGCUGGACGUAUUUGCUGUCCGCGACGUCAGGAAGGUUCUUGGCUUAUUCUUCGAAUUUCUAGAAUGAGUCGGGUUUGCCUCUUGAAAAUUUUAUCUGUCGAUUUCGAGGGUUCCCAAAAAAAAUUCUUUGUGUGGGUGAGGUUUUCUUGACACCCGUUACAGCCAACCCAUGGGACAUCGACGACACUGUCAAAGAGGACAAAUCAAAAACUUUACCCACCCUCUUUCCACGUCUCUCAAUCACAUCCACCUGAUUUAUUAUCAACGGUACUGGGUCAGGGUCAGGAAUUCCCGAAGCCAUAGAAUUGAGUCUCGAUAGAGGAGCUCAACCACGGGUCUUCUGUGGGGUCUUUUGUUCACUCCAACACCACUCGAAUCCUUGACUAAAUCUUGUAUGUUUCUACUCCACCCCCACUGGCAUAACCAAACAACUAUUAGGAUGGAAUCUACUCUACGAGUGUAAUUCUCAUCUUGGAGCAAUUGGGUUCAGCCCUGCCAACUGUCAUUGUGUAGACUUUUUUUUUUUUUUCUU